Molecule: messenger RNA, 1502 nt
Organism: Erythranthe guttata (spotted monkey flower)
Lineage: Eukaryota; Viridiplantae; Streptophyta; Magnoliopsida; Lamiales; Phrymaceae
Gene: PHP
Product: PLANT HOMOLOGOUS TO PARAFIBROMIN
Biological process (GO): transcription elongation by RNA polymerase II; positive regulation of transcription elongation by RNA polymerase II
Cellular component (GO): Cdc73/Paf1 complex
Molecular function (GO): RNA polymerase II complex binding
Source: RefSeq, a predicted model, not a curated record
UCUACUCCACCUAGCUCAGCCGUUCCGCCACCGCCGAUGGACCCUCUAACCCUCCUCCGCGACUACACCAUCCGCAACUCCCUCGACAGAAUCGUACGUGUCAACGACGAAUUCCGCUUCGGCUCCGACUACUCCUUCGCCGCCACCAUCGAGACCGCCUACCGCUCCAAGCACGCGCAGCAGACGCGCCGCUACACCCUCGAAACCCUCGUCCACUUCAUCACCAACCACCACCUCAAGCACACCGACUACAUCCAGAACGCCCGCGCCCUCCGCAUCCCCGCCGUCACCCUCCCCGAUCGGAAACCCCUCCUCGAUUACCUCACCGGAAAAGUCCAAUCCUCCGAUUCAAUCGUCCCCCUAGAUUUCCCCAACAUAAACCCCCAAAUCACCAACCUAGACCGCCCCAACCUCCACCACGACUCCUCCGCCGCCGCCGCGGCGGCGGCGGCCGAACCCCUCGUUUCCGAGAGCGAGGGCAACCUAAUCGAAUUAAUUAGGGCAAAAGAGAAGCCAAUCAAAGAUAGGGAAGCGAUGCUGGUGUUCGCCAAUAGGGAUUUCUACAGCGUUCUGACUGCAGCCACGAAGCGAGACGAGGAGAGGCAGAGAACAGAGGCAUUGCAGAGGAAAGACAACAUCGUGGCGAAGAACAGAAUCGAAAGCCGGGGUUUCAGUACAGGCGAAGAUGCCAACAAGAUGCGAAAAAUGGGGGAAGGCGUGCCGAUAAUUCUGGUCCCGAGUGCCUUCUCGACUCUGAUCACUAUAUAUAAUGUGAAGGACUUCUUGGAAGAUGGGGUUUAUAUUCCAACAGAUGUGAAAUUGAAGCAAGCCAAAGGGGGAAAACCCGACUGCGUGACGGUGCAGAAGAAGUUCAGUAGGGAUCGUGUGGUGACGGCUUACGAGGUGAGGGAUAAGCCGACUGCACUGAAGAGCGAUGAUUGGGAUCGUGUGGUUGCCGUUUUUGUUCUCGGCAAGGAGUGGCAGUUCAAAGAAUGGCCUUUUAAGGGCCAUGUUGAAAUCUUUAACAAGAUUCUUGGGUUUUACAUGCGUUUCGAGGAUGACAGCGUGGAAUCAGCAAAAACUGUGAAGCAGUGGAAUGUCAAGAUAAUUUCGAUUAGCAAAAAUAAGAGGCAUCAGGAUAGAGCUGCAGCUCUUGAAGUGUGGGACAAACUUGAAGAAUUUAUGCGGUCUCGCUCUCAUUAGGAUGGAGAAAACGAAGCUAGAAGUCAUUCGAGAGAUUCGAUUAAUGUGGAUUAACCGGUUCGACACACAUACAUUACAUGUUGUAGAUUAGUAUGCUGCAUGUGCUAUUAUUGUAGAAUUGUUAGGAAAAUGAUAUUUAUGGCUCUUCAGUUUUGUGCUGGCUUCGAGUUUUAAUUACGAUUAUUAUUUGUUCGAGAUUUUUUCUCUUUUCUUCGAGUUGGUUUGUAUAGAAGUCCUCUUAUCAACUGAAACAACUCCUGUGUAAGAUUAUCGAUUUUUAUAAUUCCUGGAUUAAUCGA